CUGGGAGGUUAACGGAUAACACCAUUACAGUGGGCUCAGAGACUGCCCGAGUGACAGAAGGACGAACCGAUGAUGCCGGCGGCGACCACCGUGGAGGGCGUAGUUCACAGAGUGCCCUAUCUCACAACUGCGGUUCGGAACCCUACUUUCUCCAGUCGGGGCUCCGCUUCUAUCCGGUUCCGCGCCUUGUCUUUUUCAGCAUCCGCCGCUUCUCCUCCUUCUACGGUGGUGGACGAACAGAAACUCGGACCCGGUUCUCUCGGACACAUCACGCGCCCCGACUUCCCUAUCCUCCAUCAGGAGGUAAAUGGCUCAAAGCUUGUGUACUUGGAUAAUGCUGCGACCUCUCAGAAGCCAACAGAUGUCUUGAAGGCAUUACAGACUUAUUAUGAAGGUUACAAUUCCAAUGUCCACCGUGGUAUCCAUUACUUAAGUGCAAAGGCAACAGAUGAGUAUGAGCUAGCAAGACGUAAGGUGGCAGCUUUCAUCAAUGCAUCUGAAUCUAAAGAAAUUGUUUUCACAAGAAAUGCUACAGAAGCUAUUAACUUAGUGGCUUACACUUGGGGACUCACAAAUUUAAAGCCGGGAGAUGAGGUCAUAGUCACAAUAGCUGAGCAUCACAGUGCAAUAGUACCCUGGCAAUUGAUUGCUCAAAGGACUGGUGUUAUCCUAAAGUUUGUGAGUUUGACAGACAAUGAAGUUCCAGAUAUAAUGGAGUUAAAAGAAACACUCUCAAGGAAGACAAAACUUGUUUGUGUUCACCAUGUCUCAAAUAUGCUAGCUUCUCUGCUUCCAAUUGAAGAAAUUAUAAGUUGGGCACAUGAUGUUGGAGCAAAGGUGCUUGUAGAUGCUUGCCAAAGUGUGCCACAUAUGGUAGUUGAUGUUAAGAGCCUAGAUGCUGAUUUUCUUGUUGCCUCAUCUCAUAAGAUGUGUGGGCCUACAGGCAUUGGAUUCUUGUAUGGUAAGAGUGAACUCCUAACUGCUAUGCCUCCAUUCCUGGGAGGUGGUGAAAUGAUAGCCGAUGUAUAUUUGGACCAUUCAACUUAUGCUGAGCCACCAUCCAGAUUUGAGGCUGGAACACCUGCAAUUGGAGAAGCUAUUGGGCUUGGAGCAGCCAUUGACUAUCUGUCUCAAAUAGGCAUGCAACGAAUUCAUGAUUAUGAGGUGGAGCUGGGUCAUUAUCUAUAUGAUAGCCUCCGCUCAGUACCCAGUGUUCGUAUCUAUGGUCCUGCACCAUCACAAACUGUAAAGCGGGCAGCUCUUUGUUCUUUUAAUGUUGAGGAUGUUCACCCAACAGAUAUCGCAACUUUCCUUGACCAACAGCAUGGUGUAGCUAUCAGAUCUGGUCACCACUGUGCUCAGCCUCUACAUCGCUGUUUGGGAAUCAGUUCGAGUGCUCGCGCUAGCCUUCACUUCUACAACACUAAAGAGGAUAUCGAUCACUUCAUAGAUGCACUGAAGGACACAAUCAGCUUCUUCACUUCUUAUAAAUGAUGGUUCUCUUAGGUGAUAAAUUGGGUUUCUGAUCUGUUGUCCAAAUGUAUACUUGGCCCAUGAUUUGGCAUCAUCUUGUCCAGUAGAAAAUCUCAUUGUAGUAUAACAACAUUUUGUGAACGUUCUUAAAUUAGAGUAUAAUACAUAACCUUCUUUUUUCA
Molecule: messenger RNA, 1655 nt
Organism: Ipomoea triloba (trilobed morning glory)
Lineage: Eukaryota; Viridiplantae; Streptophyta; Magnoliopsida; Solanales; Convolvulaceae
Product: cysteine desulfurase 1, chloroplastic
Exons: 10
Coding region: 70-1494 (474 amino acids)
Molecular function (GO): cysteine desulfurase activity; pyridoxal phosphate binding
Source: RefSeq, a predicted model, not a curated record